Pollicipes pollicipes is the source of this 1821-nucleotide messenger RNA. RefSeq names its product insulin-induced gene 1 protein. Gene Ontology annotation, cellular component: endoplasmic reticulum. Lineage: Eukaryota; Metazoa; Arthropoda; Thecostraca; Pollicipedomorpha; Pollicipedidae. Gene Ontology annotation, biological process: sterol biosynthetic process. The record is from RefSeq and is a predicted model, not a curated record. The coding region runs from base 314 to 910 and encodes 198 amino acids. The transcript has 4 exons.
AGUACGGGAGGCGUUGCGGAGAGCGGUCGGGGGUGGGGAGGGCGAUGACUUUGGGGGCCUCGUGCGAGGGAUUGGUGCUGUUUCCUACCGGCGGUUGGUGAAAACGGGUGAGCUGGUCGUCGCUGGAGGUUGGGACGGUGAUAUAUUCAGCCACUUAACAGCAGAUCUGCGAAGCGCGUGGAGAACAUGCAUCCGCCUCCUGGCUGUCGCCGGGUACUUCCUUAAUCUUUGUCACAAGAGCUGACUGACAUAUUAUCGGUGAACAUGGUGUGACCCGAGGUAAUCACUGGAUCUGCAGACUGCUUAAGACACCAUGUCAGACCUGUGGCGGGGUUCAGUGCUGUUCUCCUGGGGGUGCCUGGCAUCAUCCAUGGUGCACCUGAUGCGCGCCUCGUGGCAGGCUCGUGAUGAGCCUCUGGACUGGCUGGCGCUGCUGCGUUGGAGCUGCCUGGUCGCGCCCAUGGUCGGCCUAGCUGCCAUCGUGGUGGGGCUGGCCUAUCCGCGCUUCGACCGCUGGCUCAACAGCUCGCCCGCGCCUGGCCGCGACUGGGCGUCGGUCACACGCUGCCUGGCGCUCUUCCUGGGCAUCAACCACGCCAACAGCCGCUUCCACUUCGCCACGGACGCCGAGCUGGCCUGGACGCUGGCGCUGCUCAGCCUGGCGCUCUGGUGGACGUUCGACCGUACCACGUGCGGCUUCUGUAUCGCCUCGCUGGCGGCGGCCGUGGCGCAUGUGGUUGCCUACUACCUGGUGAUGCGGCUUGUCUUCAGCCACACCGAGUCGUCUCUCGAGCUGGCCCGGCUGAAGACAUGGUUUCCCUUCGUCGCUUUCUCCGCCGGUAUCACUAUCGGUGGCGUCGGUCGCCAACUGGCGGCUCCACACAGCGGACACAAAAAGCACUGCGAGUGAGGAGCCCGCGGACAGGUGGCGCGCGCGGCGGAUGCCGUGACGUGCCGACGGCAUUGCUCCAGUGAAUUGUAUCGAUCAAGAGCUGUAUUGAUUUUGUGAGGUGUGCUUGGCCUGAGAACUGACUGACACGCGAUAUUAAGUGAUGUACCCGGCUACGGUCUCAGUCCGCGUAGUCUCGUCGCUCUCCCUCACUUAAAACAUAGUGAAGUCAGGGACGAGAGCUGGGCGGCAUUUCACAGUGCCUGCUGCUGCUUUUCGCUGGAGACCUUUCGCGCUAUGGUUGAAGCCGUGAGCGGCCGUCGCAGUCGAGAUGCGUGUUGAUCAUAGGCUACACCGUGAGGACAGUUGGUUUCAGUCAGCUGUGAUAACUGGAGGUGUUAUAAGUGUCGUUUGCUCUGCCGCCCGGAUCAGUGUAAGGUGUGUCGUGACGCCGCCGCUCGUGCCCCAAACGUAAAUGUGACCGGACGUUGGCUGCGUUAUUAUCCUGUGCCCAUGCGAUAGUAUAACUGAUCUACUGCAAUUUUACGCCCCAUUUUUGUUAAUUUCACCUUAUCGACCAGCACCAUUAUAUUUAUUAGGAAGCGCGUCGUGUCUCACGCGGGUCUCGCCGUUGUAUUUUGUUUGUACGCGCCCUGGUGUUGUGAAUGACCUGCGUGGCGCCCGGAGAUGGCCACAUUACCACAAGCGGCGCGCGUGGUGGUGCCGCUUUCUCCUGUUUGGACCUUGUCACGAAUCGGUCAGGAGAACGGCGGGCCGGUGGUGUAGGGAGUGUUCCGUUUGAGGGCCUUGACGGGUGUGGUGAUGUCAGCAAGCUCAUAAGCUCACCCAUCAGCGCUGCCAACACCGCUAUUUACUUUGUUAGCUUUCAUAUUGUGUCAGGGUUUCUUAUUCAAAUACACAUGAUGGUUCGU